Messenger RNA from Melanotaenia boesemani (Boeseman's rainbowfish), 2598 nucleotides. RefSeq names its product ADP-ribosylation factor 3. The coding region runs from base 142 to 687 and encodes 181 amino acids. The record is from RefSeq and is a predicted model, not a curated record. Gene Ontology annotation, biological process: vesicle-mediated transport; intracellular protein transport. The transcript is spliced from 5 exons. Gene Ontology annotation, molecular function: GTP binding; GTPase activity. NCBI's taxonomy places the organism in Eukaryota, Metazoa, Chordata, Actinopteri, Atheriniformes, Melanotaeniidae. Gene Ontology annotation, cellular component: plasma membrane; cytoplasm.
CUCCCAGAAAAUCUCGUGAGAUAUUUAGUAGAGGACUACUCAGCUGAGCUCUCCUUAAUAAGCAAUCCUUGCUGGACAAUUGGGAUUUUGCUAAAGGCUUCCAGCACCAGAAAGCUGAAAUUCAAGAACUUCACCUGAAUCAUGGGGAAUAUUUUUGGGAAUUUGCUGAAGAGCCUCAUAGGAAAGAAAGAGAUGAGGAUUUUGAUGGUGGGGCUGGACGCUGCAGGGAAAACAACAAUCCUCUAUAAGCUCAAACUGGGGGAAAUAGUCACCACAAUCCCAACAAUCGGGUUUAAUGUGGAGACGGUGGAAUACAAGAACAUCAGCUUCACUGUGUGGGAUGUGGGUGGGCAGGACAAGAUCCGUCCCCUCUGGAGGCACUACUUUCAAAACACGCAGGGUCUAAUCUUUGUGGUGGACAGUAAUGACAGAGAACGUGUGAAUGAAGCACGAGAAGAGCUGAUGAGGAUGUUGGCUGAGGACGAACUGAGAGAUGCGGUCCUGCUUGUGUUUGCCAACAAACAGGACUUACCGAAUGCCAUGAACGCCGCCGAGAUCACAGACAAGUUAGGCCUGCACUCCCUGCGUCACCGCAACUGGUACAUCCAGGCCACCUGCGCCACCAGUGGGGACGGCCUCUAUGAGGGCCUUGAUUGGCUGGCAAAUCAACUCAAGAACAAGAAAUAAGAAGAAAACUGAAAAACCAACAAACAAACACAAAAAAGCCAGUCAAUGGCCACACCCUUCUAACUUUUCUUUCUUGUGGGGAUGGCGGGUGCAGGUUAGGAAGGAAGGCUUUGACUGAUAGGUGUGAAGCAUGAUUCUGGGUUUGGGGGGCCGUUUCAGUUUUGCUCUAUUCUUGAUAGUUUUCAGCAGGUAUUUGAAAACAGAUUCUAAUGUUCAUAUUUAACUACACACAAAUACACACUAACUGUAAGCAAUCACAGCAGACACUUCGUUUCCUUCGUCCACCUCUUGUCCUUAGGUGCAGUGUACUGUAUGUUAGUCUUUAGGUGCUGUGAAGAAUCACAUGUGACUCCACCGACUCAGAAAUCAGUCAGAUCUGACUUUUAUGUUUUUUAGUUGCAGGUCAUUCAGGAAAAUAACAGAUGUAUGUCAGAGGCACAUUCCCAAUUCCUUCUCAUUUAUUUGUUUUUGUUGUUUGUUUCCUAUCCUGCAGGGUAACAGAGCCAUAUUUAAGAACAACCACAUCUUACAGAUUCAAUUCAACAUUAUAAAAAUCUUCUCAUUUGCGAGUACUUUAAUGCAUACAUGCUCAUUCAGUGUGUUAUUAAUCAUGAACAGCUCUGUAACUGCACAGGAAACAUCCAUCUUUUGAUAUCUGUGCAGUGUUUCUACUCCCCAUGUGGCAACCUGAAGCUCUGAAUCCUCCCUUUUUGAAUAUUUAAAGCACACAACACAAUCUCUAUUCUGACCUGCAUGCAUCUUGCUGGCCUUGUUGCAUACUUCUCCAUCCUCUGAGCUGCAUAGGUGUUGAUGCUGCUUGUAGAGUUUUGCUAAUUGCCCUUAUAUUUACAGUAGGAUGCAGGAAGCACCAGUUUCUGCAAGAGGUGGCAGCAUGUACUAAAAAUUAGAACAGUAAGCUUUAUUUGUGAGAACAGUAUAUAGGUUGAGCCACACACUAACUCACUAAUAUGUACAGGUGCUGCUUGUCUGUCUUUUUGUGUGUCCAUAUCAGUAUUCAGACCGCAUCAGGCUUGCUUGCGUGUUUUUGUUAUGCAGAUCAGGGGUUGAUUCUGUCACUGGUAGUUGUGCUACUGAAUGUGAAUAUUGUGGGUGAAUCUAUAAAUGGCUGUAGCUAUAUUUAUUUUACAUAUAUCUUUUCAGUGAUGUGUCUCCAUAAUGUGAAGGAAAGCAGGGUCAACAGAUCAUUUUGUUGGUGAAUUUGCAGAAAUUCAUCAGCACGUCUACGUCUCACUUUUGAACAACAGGCGACUGACUGCGUCACUGUUGAUACCAGCAGAAUCCACAGACUUAUGUCAAUGAAACUUAUUUCUUUGUGCCACACAUGGGUACUACUACUAAUACACCAGUAACGGUAUCACACACUGUACAUCCACUCAUUCAAAGGAUCAUUGUGUCUUUCACGUCCAGCAUUUAUUAUACAUCAAAAACUUGAUAGUUUGGUUUAUGUGGCCUUAUAUUUAGAUUGUUUUCCUCUCGGUUGGUUUUGUUCAGAUUUGUGAGUCAAAUAUAUUUAUUUAUAAAAAGAAAACGACUUGCAGAUUUUUUUCUCAAUGCCCUCAAAAGGCCAAUUUAGCACCACACUUCACAGUGAUCAAGCAAAGGUUUUGUCAUAGAGUGUCUUUUGUUUUUAUAGGAAUCAUAUUCUGUGGUUGAUUUCUUUGGUUUUCUUUGGGUUUUAAAGAAAUUUUGAUGUAGACUGUGUCUGUGAAUCAAUGAUAAUCAGCAAUGAAAAAAUAUAUAUCUCUAAUGAUUCAUUCUGUACCGUUAUAGUUACAUAAGUAGGUUUAAAAACAGUGAAGACCAUGUUUCAGAACUGAAGGCAUGGUGACAUCUGUAUGUGAUGUAAGACAAUGAGAACCUGCUGUAUAUCAAAUAAACCCAUUUUCUGUA